UUACAAAAAAUAAGGAAAAAAACACCGCGAGCGGCAGAAUAUUAGUGAAUGAAGUUAAUAUGAAGAAGGUUAAUAAAUAGCUCAGUGGGUUAAUAGCGAAUUAGUUCUUGUUUUAUAAGCACUAAGCAUAUAGGUAGAAAGUUGGACAUGGAUAUUUUCUUUUCUCCGACUUCUGGACCUGGAAAGAUGAAGACCAUCUUACUGCUAUAGGUUCUUCUGGCUGGUGUUCAAAAGGGCGAUUCUGCAAUCCCUGGAUUUUGGCCAACAUACUCCUUUUUAAACAACUGUAAAGGCGUGAUUGCUUGUGUUCAGUUUACUUAAAGCUUGAUAGCUAACAUAUCCAUCUGGAUAUGCUUUGCUGUACUGUCUCUCUUUCCCACAUGCAAACAAAAUAACACCUAUGUUUAAAUAUAUAUUUUUUUCUAUAUUUGUAUUCAGUUCUGAUCAUUGUACCAGUACUAUCAUUGAAAACCUAAAUUAGAAAUUCUGAUAAAUGCGCCCUCAACUGCUUAAUAUAGGAAAUGCCCAAUGGGGAGAAGAGGGCUGGGGUUAGGGCAUAUAUAGAUCACAGAAACUGCAAACUCCUCAGUUUGGACACAAACCCUGUUAGGGCUGUUCCCCAAAACAUCUCUUUUGAAAGACUCUUCAUGUGGACAGACAUCAUCAGUUAGACCAGAAAAAAAUAGAAAGUGGAACGUCCAUUUACACUCAUUUCCUGUGGAUCACCUCCAAGAAGACAAAGCCAAGAAGGACUGGACCGGGUCUGGAAGAUGACCAGGGAGUGGAGAUCUGCAAGGAGGCCAUUAUGGUCAGUGGCUGUGAUCAUUGCCAGGCUGACGAUGAUAGUGACUGCCCUGGAGUUUGGUGGUGCCCCAGGACAGUGGGUACGCUACAGCCGAUGGGAGGCUAACUCCAGUGGGGAGCUGAGCUUUAGUCUGAAAACAAAUGUGAGCAAAGCUUUGGUGCUCUACCUGGAUGAUGGAGGCAACUGUGACUUUUUGGAGCUCCUGAUUGCUGACGGACGGCCGCAGCUGCGGUUCACCAUCGACUGUGCGCACCCAGCCGCCCUGAUUAUGGAGACUCCAGUUAAUGAUGACCGCUGGCACAUGGUCCUGCUCAGCCGUAACUACCAGAAAACGAUGCUGGUGGUGGACAGCGAGGCCAAGGUAGCAGACGUCAAGUCCAAACGGAGGGAGAUGGCCAUUGCCAGUGACCUGUUCGUGGGCGGGAUCCCCCCAGAUGUACGUCUCUCUGCUCUCACCUCCAGAACCAUCAUGUAUGAGCCUCCAUUCCAGGGCCUGAUUGUUAACCUGAAGCUUGGGGAGAUGCCACCACACCUGCUUAAUGGUCAUGGCGUACAAAGCGAUCUGGAAUAUCUCUGUAUAAAGCAGAACCCAUGCCUCAAUGGGGGCUUGUGCUCAAUCAAACAUGGAGAGGUGCAUUGCAACUGCUCCCUGACGCGUUACCAGGGCAAAUACUGCAAUGAAGGUCUGGCGCACCUGAUGUUAAACGGUCAAGGAUCUUCUCUGACCUCUGCUACCUCCACUGAAGGGAAGGAGGAGUCCAUGGCCACCUUCAAGGGCAACGAGUUUUUCUGCUAUGACCUGUCGCUGACGCCCAUCCAGAGCAACACAGACGAGAUCACGCUCUCCUUCCGCACGCUGCAGCGCAACGGUCUCAUGCUGCACACGGGAAAGUCAGCUGACUAUGUCAACCUGUCACUUAAGAGUGGUGCUGUCUGGCUUGUCAUCAACCUGGGCUCAGGUGCCUUUGAGGCUCUGGUGGAGCCUGUCAAUGGCAAGUUCAACGACAACGCUUGGCAUGACGUGCGUGUCACCCGCAACCUGCGCCAGCACGCAGGCAUUGGACACGCUAUGGUCACUAUAUCAGUGGAUGGGAUCCUGACCACCACAGGGUACACGCAGGAGGACUACACCAUGCUGGGCUCCGAUGACUUCUUCUACAUUGGAGGGAGUCCCAACACUGCAGACCUGCCCGGCUCUCCAGUGAGCAACAACUUCAUGGGCUGUCUGAAAGAUGUGGUGUACAAGAACAAUGACUUCAAGUUGGAGCUGUCCCGUCUGGCCAUUGAACGGCACCCCAAGAUCAGCGUGCAUGGAGACCUGUUGUUCCGCUGCGAGGAUGUGGCUGCCCUGGACCCCGUCACCUUCGAGACGCCUGAGUCAUACAUCGCCCUGCCUAAAUGGAACACCAAGAACACAGGCACCAUCUCCUUCGACUUCCGCACCACAGAGCCCAACGGUCUGCUGCUUUUCAGCCAUGGCCGGCCCCAGGGCCUGGGUCGGGAGUCGAAGACCCAUUACCUGGCCAUCGAGCUGCGGGAUGGCUACCUUUACUUGCUCAUGGACAUGGGGUCUGGGAGCAUCAAGAUUAAGACCAGCAACAGGAAAGUCAGUGACGGAGAGUGGUGUCACGUGGACUUCCAGAGGGAGGGUCGCAAGGGCUCCAUCUCUGUGAACAGUCGUACUACUCCCUUCAGCUGCAAUGAGGGCAGCGAAAUCCUGGACCUGAACAGCCCCAUUCUUCUGGGGGGCCUGCCAGAAACACGCACCAGCCUCAUGCUGCCGUCAGAGGUCUGGUCGGCAGCCCUCAACUACGGCUACGUGGGCUGCAUGCGUGACCUCUUCAUCGACGGCAAGAGCCAGGAUGUGCGCCGGCUGGCCGAGAUCCAGAGCGCACAGGGUGUGAGCAGCUUCUGCAGCCGAGAGCUGCACAGGAAGUGCAGCACGUCGCCCUGCACCAAUGGUGGCCUGUGCCGAGAGGGCUGGAACCGCUACGUCUGUGACUGUACGGGCACCGGUUUCCUGGGUCCCAACUGUGAGACGGAGGCCACCGUGUUGAGCUAUGAUGGCAGCAUGUACCUGAAGAUUAUCAUGCCAGUCACCAUGCACACGGAGGCUGAGGAUGUCAGCCUGCGCUUCAUGUCCCAGAGAGCUUACGGCCUUCUCAUGGCCACUACCUCCAAGGAGUCCACUGACAUCUUGCGGCUGGAACUGGACAGUGGAAGGGUCAAGCUCAUCGUCAACGUGGGCAAAGGACCUGAGACACUGGUUGCAGGGCAGAAACUGAAUGACAACGAGUGGCAUGCGGUGAAGGUGACGCGCAGAGGAAAGAACCUGCAGCUCUCUGUGGACAAUGUGACCAUGGAUGGCCAGAUAACUGCUGCACAUACGUGCCUGGAGUUCCAAAACAUCGAGACAGGCAUCAUGACCGAGCGACGCUUCGUCUCAGUUGUUCCAUCCAACUUUAUCGGGCACCUGCAGGGCUUGACAGUCAACGGGGUGCCCUACUUGGAUCAGUGCAAAAACGGCGACAUCUCGUACUGCGAGCUCAACGCUCGCUUCGGCAUGCACCACAUCAUUGCCGACCCCAUCGCUUUCCGGAGCAGGGCCAGCUACCUGACUCUGGCCACCCUGCAGGCCUAUGCCUCCAUCCACCUUUUCUUUCAGUUUAAGACCACAUCCUCUGAUGGGCUGCUGCUCUACAACUCUGGCGAUGGCAGUGAUUUCAUUGUUGUGGAGCUGGUCAAAGGGUACAUUCACUAUGUGUUCAACCUGGGUAAAGGCCCAACCCUCAUGAAGGGCAACUCUGAAAAGCCUCUUAAUGACAACCAGUGGCACAACGUGAUUGUCUCCUGGGAUGCCAACAACGUGCACAUGCUGAAGAUCGACUCCCGCACGGUAACCCAGCACACCAACGGAGCCCGUAACCUGGACCUCAAAGGAGAGCUGUACCUUGGGGGAGUUGGGCGGAAUAUGUACAACAGCCUGCCAAAACUCAUUGCAUCCCGGGAUGGAUACCAAGGCUGCCUGGCCUCCAUCGACCUAAAUGGGAGACUCCCAGAUCUGAUUGCAGAUGCACUCCACAGGGUGGGGCCAGUGGAACGGGGCUGCGAUGGCCCUGGUGCAACCUGCACAGAGGAUUCCUGCUUCAAUCAGGGUGUGUGUCUGCAGCAGUGGGAGGGCUUCUCCUGUGACUGUACCAUGACGUCCUAUGGGGGCUCUUUCUGCCAUGAUCCUGGGACCACAUAUAUUUUUGGAAGAGGAGGAGCCCUCAUCAUCUACACCUGGCCACCCAACGACCGGCCGAGCACACGGGCAGACCGGCUAGCGGUGGGGUUCAGCACCCAGCUGAGAGAGGCCAUCUUGGUGAGGGUGGAGAGUGCCUCAGGACUUGGAGACUACCUGGAACUUCACAUAGAAAGUGGGAAAAUCGGCGUGAUCUUCAAUGUGGGGACAGACGAUAUCACCAUAGACGAGAGCGCUGUCAUGGUGAGCGAUGGCAAAUACCAUGUGGUGCGCUUCACUCGCAGCGGGGGCAAUGCAACCCUCCAGGUGGACAACCAGCCGGUUAUCGAGCGCUUCCCGUCAGGGAGCUUUGAUAGUGAGCGCCUGGCUAUUGCCAGACAGAGAAUCCCAUACAGACUUGGUCGGGUAGUUGACGAAUGGCUACUUGACAAAGGUCGACAGCUGACCAUCUUUAACAGCCAGGCGUCCAUAAAGAUUGGCGGUCGGGAUAGAGGUCGACCAUUCCAGGGCCAGAUUUCAGGGCUCUACUACAAUGGGCUCCAGGUGCUAAAGCUGGCAGCUGAGGGUGACCCAAAUGUGCAGGUGGAGGGAAACCUGAGGUUGGUGGGGGACGUACCAUCUGUCCUGACCACUGACACCACCUCUACUACCCCCUUGGCUGACAUGUCCACUACCAUCAUGGAGACCACUACCACCAUGGCCACCACCACCACCCGCAAGCAGCGCUCACCCACCAUGAGAGACAGCAUCGCACAGAACACGGAUGACCUGCUAGUAGCUUCCGCAGAGUGUCCCAGCGAUGACGAAGACCUAGAGGAGUGUGAGCCGGGAACUGGAGGUGAAUUAGUCUUGCCCAUUAUUACAGUGGACACUUUAGAGCCCCCGUCUAUCGCCACCCACUACCCUGUAAUCCCCCCUCCCCCCACGUACCGUCCCCUCCUCACCCUGCUCGAGACCACCAAAGAGUCCCUGCCUCUGGCCAAUGGCCGCCCCCCCUGCCCCCUGGACCAGGAGGACUGUGAGGAGCCCAUUGAGGUGUCAGCCUACGGCUCGGGGGAAAUGACCGAGUCUGAUGACGAGGACUUUUACAAAAAUGCCCCCCUCAUCCCUGAUAGGACAGUGCUACCACCCCCUCCUGCAGCGGAGGGUGCUGUACAGAGCCCCCGCGAUCGGCAUUUCUUUAAGCCCCCCUCUGUCCCCACAUUUGGACCUGACCAGCUCCCCCACCGCAGGCCUGGCCUGGGUGCCAACGGGCGCAUGCCUGCUGGAAAAAUGAACACCCGCGAUCAGGUGCUUCUGCUGCCUGCUGCCUCCGUCGACCCGGAUCACAGCGGACGGCACCGACACAUUCCAGGAAUAACCCGCCCCCCCAAUUUGCCCACAGCCAGCCCCACAGCCCCGGAGAGGGGCCCGCCUGGCGCGGUGGAGGUGAUCCGCGAGUCCAGCAGCACCACAGGCAUGGUGGUCGGCAUUGUAGCAGCUGCUGCCCUCUGCAUCCUCAUUCUUCUCUAUGCCAUGUACAAGUACCGAAACCGUGACGAGGGUUCCUACCAGGUGGAUCAGACUCGAAACUACAUCAGCAACUCUGCCACACAUCCCAAUGGAACUUUAGUCAAAGAGACGCAGCCAGGGGUCCCCAAAACUGCCGCCAAAAGCAAGAAGAACAAGGAUAAGGAGUACUAUGUGUGAGCUUGGCCUAUGAGAGGUGGACAGACAGAGGGAGAGAGUGGAGAGGGACGGAGAGACCAUGAUCUGCUUCUGCGGGGAUCUAUUCUCCAUCUUCCAGCUCAUACAGGCUCAGACAAACAACACAAUUCCAGGCUCCAAAAUCCUAAUGUUGCCAAAAGCUUGUCUUUGUCUGACUCUUUACCACUCAGCAGUCUAUGCAUGUAGGCAGCAACAGGGGCCCGCAAGGCAGGCAGAAUAAUCCUACCGUUUUCCAUCACCAAUUCAAUUAUUCAUUCUGACACAUUCAAAAAAAAUUAUUGGGUUUUUAUGGCUAAUGCCUCUUUGUUAAUUGUUCCCUUUUGGCCGAAAUGCAAAUGAAAAUAUGCUAUAUUUCUCUCUCCACCUGUUGUUCUCUCAUUUUAAAGAUGUACCAUUGAGGCCUCCUCAGUAAUUAUUUUUUUGAAAGUUUUGAAAACAGAGUAGUUAGUUUAGCCUGAUCUAGAACAGGGGUCCCCAAAGUGAGGGGUCGCAAUGUAAUUUUUGCAGAAUAUGUUUGGAAAAUUGUAAAAACACACAAAAAAAAUUCACUGUAUUCACUGCAACCAAUAAAUCUACCGAGCAAAUUGUAGCCCCCAAAUGGUGAAAUCUACCGAGGAGGCUUCGGCUAAAUGGGGUUCACAAGUAUCUGCCGCUGUUAAUUUGGGGGCCAUGGGCUGCAAAGUUUGGGAACCUCUGAUGUAGGAGACUGGGGCCUCUCAAAUAGAUCUCUGCUUAUAUUUAAAUUGAACAAAGUGUCAAAGAUGCCUCCCUCCAUCUUUAUGCUCACUGCCGCUAACCUCCCGAAGACUCUCUGGCUCUCUCUUCCUCUUUCUGUUCAUGGUGCUAAAAGUUUCUCUGCUGUGUCUCAAGCAUGUAGUGUUCAUUACAGUUACAAAAAAAAAUCAACUGUUUCUGUGAAAAAAAUAGAAAGUGAGAAUGACUCAAGGCUGACAGAGAAUUGAAGCCACCAAACCCAAGUUGUCCGGCUGACAAGUUGACCUCCUGACCACAUAUCAACUGCCACCAAAUACAAGAGUGAAUGGACCAUGGCUUUCAGCAUGACAAAGCAACUGCAGUGAACUUGUCCUAAACAAAUGUAUAAAUAUAUGUAUAGACAUUGCACAAAUCUAUGGACUUCACUGGAACCAUAUCAAAAAGGGAAGUGAUCUGUUUGUGUGUGUUUCAGCCAAGGUCACAAAUAUAUACCUGGAAGAAGCAGCAGCAAGAAAACAAUGCUGCUGGUAUCAAGUGAAAGACAUUUGAAGUCUGUUGCGUUUCCUGGUGUAUUCAUAGCAGGCAAGUGCAUCCACCGCUGAGUCUGCAUAUUGAUCGUCCAUCUUGUCCUCCUCUUCUGUUGACUGCAAAUCAACAAACAAUUGACAAGAAAAGGAAAGAAGAAAGUGGAAUAUGGUUACCUUGGGGGUUAAACAGAACUUCAGUAUGCCAAUUUUCUUGAGCCCAUAAAAACUCUUCACUAAAAAAUUAAAAGUUUAAUCUCUCAUACCAUUCCUAAGAAAAGUGCUUUUCCUGAUAAUGCCCUCACCAAAAUAUGAAAAUUGAGUAAGAAACUGAAAUUUAUAUGUUCUGUUUCUUAAAGGACCAGUGUGAUUUGGGUUGAAAUGGUCUUAUACUCUUCCCUCCUUAUGACAUGAGGAGAUUCCGUCCCUAACAGUGAAGCUCCUUCUGCAUCCUGCUAACUGUCUCGCCCAUUAUUUUUCAUAACUUCACAUUGUAUGUAACAGCACUGACAUAAUAUUCUACUUCAUUUUUAGAAACUGUAUGUAACAGCACUGACAAAUUCUCAAGGUCAUGCGUGACAGCACUGGCAAAUUCUCAAGGCCAUGCGUGACAGCACUGGCAAAUUCUCAAGGUCAUGCGUGACAGCACUGGCAAAUUCUCAAGGCCAUGCGUGACAGCACUGGCAAAUUCUCAAGGCCAUGCGUGACAGCACUGGCAAAUUCUCAAGGCCAUGCGUGACAGCACUGGCAAAUUCUCAAGGUCAUGCGUUACAGCACUGGCAAAUUCUCAAGGCCAUGCGUGACAGCACUGGCAAAUUCUCAAGGUCAUGCGUUACAGCACUGGCAAAUUCUCAAGGUUAUGCGUUACAGCACUGGCAAAUUCUCAAGGUCAUGCGUUACAGCACUGGCAAACACACGUUUUGUUUUUAUAAUGACACAAAGCCAGCAAGGCCUCUUUCCUGUUCUGUAUCUAUAGAUUAUUUAUCCUUGACAUGAUUUUGUAUUAUACUUGAACAGUCACCAUGUCCGUAUCAGGAAGCUAGCCGAGUCCAUUCAUCUUUUUGGUCAGUUCAUUCUGAUUCCUGCUCUUCUUAUUAAAUGUUAUUGUAAAGUGUUUCCGUGAGAUAUGUGUACAUUAACAGAGGGGAAAUACAAUUGGUUAUACACUUCUUAAA
Brienomyrus brachyistius is the source of this 8169-nucleotide messenger RNA. RefSeq names its product neurexin-2-beta-like. NCBI's taxonomy places the organism in Eukaryota, Metazoa, Chordata, Actinopteri, Osteoglossiformes, Mormyridae. The coding region runs from base 771 to 5738 and encodes 1655 amino acids. The transcript is spliced from 21 exons. The record is from RefSeq and is a predicted model, not a curated record.